Messenger RNA from Pseudonaja textilis, 5243 nucleotides. NCBI's taxonomy places the organism in Eukaryota, Metazoa, Chordata, Lepidosauria, Squamata, Elapidae. The record is from RefSeq and is a predicted model, not a curated record.
CCUCUCCCUUUGCGAGGUGAAGCGGCGCAAUUGCACGCGGUGCAGAGUGUUUAGUGCUGUUGGGGUUGUUUUUUCCUCCCGCACCCGGCUGCGCACGAAGCCAUGGGGUUUAAGGAGCCCGGCGUUCCUUUGACUCUUCUCCUUUGGAUUACCGCUUCCUGGGGCUGCCUGCCCGGCUGCACUGCCUGGGCUGGAGAAACAGCAGCGGCGGCGGCGGCUCGCCAGCAGGACGAGUUCUUCUCCGCCACCAGUAUUUAUGGAGCCAGAUGCAGCUCCAGGUGUCUCAGCUUGCAGAUUACGCGUAUCUCUGCCUUUUUCAAGCAUUUCCAGAAUAAUAGUUCCUUGGUUUGGUGUCAGAAUCACAAACAGUGUUCAAAGUGUUUGGAACCUUGCAAAGAGUCCUGGGAUCUGAAGAAAAACCAUUGCCAAAAUUUUUGUGAGCCUCUUUUCCCCAGGAAGAACUAUGAAUGUCUAACUAGCUGUGAGUUUCUGAAAUACAUCCUGUCAGUGAAGCAAGGAGACUGCCCAGCACCUGAGAAGGCCAGUGGCUUUGCAGCUGCCUGUGUUGAAAGUUGUGAGGCUGACAACGAAUGCUCUGGGGUGAAAAAGUGCUGUUCCAAUGGAUGUGGACAUACAUGUCAAGUGCCCAAAAAUCUUUAUAAAGGUGUUCCUUUAAAACCCAGAAAGGAAUUAAAAUUUAGUGAACUUCAGUCUGGACAGCUAGAAAUUAAAUGGUCUUCAAAAUUCAAUAUCUCCAUUGAACCUGUGCUCUAUGUGGUACAAAGAAGAUGGAAUUAUGGGAUUCAUCCCAGUGAAGAUGAUGCAACAAGUUGGCAAACUGUAGCACAGAUCACAGAUGAGAGAUUACAACUGACUGACAUCAGACCUAGCAGGUGGUACCAGUUUAGAGUGGCAGCCAUAAAUGUGCAUGGAACAAGAGGUUUUACAGCUCCCAGCAAACACUUUCGCUCCUCAAAAGAGCCAUCAGCUCCACCUGCUCCAUCUAAUCUCAGGAUUGCCAACUCUACAGUAAACAGUGAUGGAAGCAUAAACAUAAGGAUUAUUUGGGAUGUCCCAGAGGAACCUGAUAUUCCAGUCCAUCAUUACAAAAUCUUUUGGAGCUGGACUGUCAGCAGCAAGGCUCUUGUCCCAGCAAAAAAGAAGAGAAGGAAGACUUCAGAUGGAGUAAAAGAAUGGACAUCUACCAUUGGUAAAGCAACUGAUGUUUCAUUCUUCAAAGGAAGUAGACUUAAUCGUCUUCUUGAAAUUGGAGUCCCUUUUUUCGAAGAUGACCAACUUCAAGUGAAAGUCUACUGGAAGAAAACAGAAGAUGUCACCAGCAGGGAAGAAUAUAAUGUUCAGUGGUUCCCAGAAUUAUGUUCUUACAACAAUACCGAAGAGCCUGAAAAAUUCAAUGAUGUAACGUAUGAAAAUUAUAUAAUUCUUCAGAACCUGUCCUUUUCCUGCAAGUAUAAGGUUACAGUUCACCCAGUAAGAUCCAAUGGUCAGUUGAAAUCUGAAAGCAUUUUUUUUACGACUCCACCUUGUUCUGAUCUAAAAGGGAAAAAACACAAGUAUGUAAGCUGCGUAGCUAAAGGAGAUCCUGUUAUCUCAAAAAUAUUGGCAAAACCAGAGAAUCUUUCUGCUUCUUUCAUUGUUCAGGACAUUAAUAUUACAGGCCACUUUUCCUGGAAAAUAUCAAAAACAAAUCUUCACCAACCAAUGACAGGAUUUCAAGUCACUUGGGCAGAAGUCACUACAGAAAGCAGGCAAAACAGCUUACCAAACAGCAUUAUCUCCCAAUCACAAAUAUUGCCAGUAGAUCACCAUAUGUUGACAGUACCCAACCUAAGACCAUCAACUCUUUACCGUUUAGAAGUUCAAGUGUUAACCACAAGUGGUGAAGGACCAGCUGCAAUAAAAUCAUUUCAAACACCCAAUUUAGUGAUAUCACCACAGAGACCUCAUAUGAAGCAUCACCAUCCACGACACUACAAAUCACCCCCUGAAAAAUACUAAAUUGCCAUAAAUUAUUAACCAGAUGGAAAACGAUGCAAAGAAGUUCUUGAAAGACGACCCGAAAAAUGCAUCUUUAUUGGGUUAUGGAAUGAGCUAUUGUUUUAAUAAAUGUUUAUCGAAUAUGAAUUGUGUAUAAAUCUGUAUGAAAUGGAUUGAAAAAAGCAUGUUUGAACUAAUUUUGGGAUAUAGUACAGAUUAUAAUGCAAAGAUCAGCUGUAUUCAUAUUAUCAGAGCAUUCAUCAUCUAUGAAAAUGUAAAUAUUUUCAUAUAUAUCAUUAUAGCAAUUACCUGUUACUGUAGCAUAUGCUACAUGACAUCCUGCUUUAUCACUUCCCAUUAAUAUCUUUACAUAGCUUUUUAAAUAGAUUUAAACCAUCCAUUUAAACCUAAGUUAUCUGUGGCUGAUACAGGAAAAACAUAACAAUCCCUGUCCAUUUCAUGAUAUAUGAUAUACGUGGCCUAAUAAUAUCUAUUUAGUAACUGAGUAGAAUUUCAAUAUUUUACCUAAUUUGCUUUCAGAAAUCCCAUUAAAUGGACAAAGAUUCAUGUCCAUUUGAUGAAGAAACAUUAUCUUGUUUCCAUGAAGUAGACACAUUAACUUUUGAGGGUUUCAUUAAGGGGGGAUUAUUUUUCCUAAGUUAUGAAGAAAAAUGAUCAAACUGUUGUUGUUUUUUCCAGAGGUUUUUCAUACUGGGAACUGAAACCAAAUGGAGUACUUAAAGCAACACUACAACACUAAUUGAAAUGUAAAUAAGUCUGUCUUAUAGCUACUAGUAUCAUUAAAUACUUCACAAAAUUAAUGAAUUUAAGUGAGGGUUGAGGUUAAGUUCUUUGAACUAGACUUUUACUUUAGAAGAAGUUUGUCAUGUGAGAUGUAGGGCCUUUUUACACCUAGGAGCUGCAAGAUGUUCCAUGACAUUUUGAAAUAUAGGAAGCUAACACAGUUUUCCAGCAUUUCUUCUGGACUACUCUUUUCCAUUAUCACUUUCCACUCUCAUUACCAGGAAUUGCCUCAUGCUAGUUCUUGGGAGUCUCCCUUCUCAUCUGUUGCCACCAUCUUGGUAUAUCAUAGUAACAUUAACAAGUAGCUUUCUUGGUUUAUGCAAAUAAUGGCCUAUUAUAAGGCUGGGGUGGUAGUGGAAAUGAAUGCUGGUAAGGGCAGAAUGAUGGAAGAAUAGCAGAUGAGAUUUUUGUACAUUCCCACAAAAAAACUCCAACUGGCAAAAUGUAAGUUCUAUAGAAAAAGCAAUUGAUACUACAAAGUUAUGUCAGAAAGGAAGAUAAACUAGACAUUUUAUAGUUACCCUUUCAGUACUUGGCCACCAAUAAAGAUACGUUUGUCCAUCCAACAAUAUAUACACUGUAUAUCCCUCCCAGAAGGAGCUUGUUUUUCAUUUCACUACAGGAAUAUCUUUGUGCAAAUAGAAGGAUCUUUAUCUGAUUAUUCAGGUAAACUGAAUCCUCAUACAGGGAGAAGAUUGCAGGGCACGUGUUGACCAAGUUCAUGAUAUCAGAGUUAUUUUAUUAAAUAAUAAAAUAUUGACAGCAUCAAUUGAAUUAAGCUAAAUCUGAAAAUUUCCUGUAUCUUUACUUUAAACAAAACUUUAUUGAAUGACAUAAUGAAGUAUAGGAAACUUCAUGGACACACUUAAUUUAACUAAACUGUAACCACAUGUUUUAAACAAUACAGUUUUAGAUCACACUUCAGAUUUAAUUUUCUUUUGUCUUGUUCAUUAGAAAAAAAUUAGCAUCCUCUAUUCUUAGAGGGACAUAUCUCUCCAUUACAUGCUUUGAUUUAUAUCAAGUGAAAGGAAAAACAAUGCUGUCCAUAACCACUGCAGUAGAAAAUUAAAGGGUAGAGAUACUUUUUUGCAUACAUGUUUAAUCUAUAACAAUACAUAAUUGUCAUAAAUAAGAUUAAGAAUAUCCCUCUUUUUAAAGGAAAAGAAAAAGGCCAAAUGUUUUUGAAGAGCAUAUAGAAAAAUCAGACAACAAUGUCUUUGAAUUAUUUCAGAAAAUUUAUGGUUCUUGUGAGCAUACUGUAUGUUCAACAAGCUUGUAUAUGCAGAUACAAUUAAGAGAAGAUUUGCACAUAUUCUUUACUUGCUACAUCUGUAAAGACUUGCAUGCAUAAAAUAUGCUUAAGGGUAUACAGUAUGGACUGGUUUUCAUUCAGAUAAUGGAAACCAACAAUGAAAAGACAUUUUUAAAAAAGUUCAAGUUAUCAAGAGGUAGUCUGUGUAUUCACUUUCAAUGUUUUUAUUUGUCUAAUUUCAAAAAAACAACCCCCCACAACAAUUUUAUUCAAACAAAAAUUUGAUCCAAAUAAAGCCAGUUUGACUUUAGGUGUUCACGGUAUGCUUUAUAAAUUAGUUCAGUGUUUUCAAUGACUUGAUUGCUUAAAAAGCAGAAAUUGCCAAAUGCUGCCAACACGAUAGUGUUCGGUGCAAUCUGUUUCUUCAUUCAGUUGAAAACAAUUGUUAUAUAUGUGUGUGGGAAAUAUAUUGAAAAAAGCUGUUAAUCUGUUUCUGUUAAUCAGAUUUCAAGAACAAUUGUAUUGAAAACACUAAGAUUUAUCAAACUAUAUUAGUUCUCUUUUAUGCAAGAACAGGAUUUAAUUACAAAUAAAUCUUCAAAAAAUGUAAGAAUGGAAGUUAGUAACUUCUAUUUUAUUUCCUCUUAUUUUUAAAAAGGGCAUAUAAAAGUUGUGAUAACUUAUUUAUUUUAGAUCGCAUUACUUUUAUGUUAUUUGUCUUGAAUUUGUUAAGUAUUCUUAAAUCUCUGAUUAAUACCUGUGGGACAUAUAAAUGUCAUAUAAGUUGUACAUUGUACUCCAGAUACACACUUUUAAUGGUUGCAUUAUUUUUUAAGACUUCAAUUUUUUUGUUUUUUGUUUUUAAAGGAAAUUAAUGCUUCCAGGUAUUGUUGGAUCUAUAGGUUUUGCAUGCCAAAAAUCAUAAUUCAGUUAGAGACAUGAAUUGUAUGACUGUUUACCUCUAUAUAGUGGUAAGGUACUAUUUAAAAAAUAAUUAAUAGAUUAUAUGUAAAAAUACUCCUCCCUUUUAUGUAAUUAUAUUGUAGCAUAAAGAAAACACAGCCACAUGUUUGCUAACUCAGCUGACUGAAAAAUUACAUUUUUAUAACAGUCAUUUAAAAGUCAGUAUUUAUUUAUGUAAUACAAAAUAAUUAAUUCUGUGUCAUGUUAUUUUGGCCAAUGUUUCUUG